This is a messenger RNA of Poecile atricapillus (Black-capped chickadee), 4376 nucleotides long. It is a transcript of the gene SYT12, whose product is annotated as synaptotagmin 12. The coding region runs from base 3108 to 4376 and encodes 422 amino acids. NCBI's taxonomy places the organism in Eukaryota, Metazoa, Chordata, Aves, Passeriformes, Paridae. Gene Ontology annotation, molecular function: calcium ion binding; calcium-dependent phospholipid binding; phosphatidylserine binding. The record is from RefSeq and is a predicted model, not a curated record. Gene Ontology annotation, biological process: regulation of dopamine secretion; calcium-ion regulated exocytosis; cellular response to calcium ion. The transcript has 8 exons.
UUCUGGAGGGGUUUCUGAUGCCUGCAAUGUCACACCCCCAUCCCUGUCCCCCCUGCCAGCAGCAGGCCCAGGCCAACCACGUCCCUGGCACAGCACAGCCAAGGAGCAUCCUGAGCCAGGCAGUGUUUCUGCUGGUGACUCAGCAUCCUGGAAAGGGAAUUGGAAGCCUGGGCUGCUUUGUUUCCCCAGGUCAUUAUUCCAAAAUGUGAGAGCUCCACUAAUCCACAUGGAUUCUGUACCCUCUGCUCUGAGCCCUUGCGUCGCUGUCCUGGGCACUGACGUCACCCUGUCACUGCUUAAUCCAAUCUGCCUGUUUUUCAGGCAAGUGUUUAUCCAGAAGAAAGUGAUACAAACAGUACAAUUCCAAGAGUACAACCUGAACUUUUGAAGUGGCAGGAGGUCGCAGAGCUGCUGCCCAGCACACAUCUAGGUUUUUAAUCCGGUUCGGUCUUGUAUGGAAAUGACAGCCAACAUUCCCAGUUUUAGUGUCUCAGAUACAUUCCACCUAUAAAAAGUGGGCAAUGGGCAGUCUGGAAGUCAGGGAUCCCCAGCUAGGGAGGUGGCCAGGUGAGCUGGGGGUACUUGUCACUGCACCCCCCUCUCACCAAAGGGCCACUUAGCUGCUGGCAACACCUGGUGAGGAAUAUCCAGAAAGAUCUGGGAGCUUUGACCUCAUAUGUGAGCCACUGCCUCAUCUGUCUGAUCCAGGGGAUCCCAGGGAUAAGUCUGGAUCCUAUCCAUGUAGUUCUGUGUGCUGAUUUGUCCUUUGGGACAAAGAGUGCCUGUGGGUCCUCUCUUGUCACCUCAAACAUGGAGCCAGGGGGCUGAGGGGGCUCGGGCUGUGUCCCCUCCAGCACACAGGAUGGGUGGGUGGGUGCUGGGCCUUGAGGUAAGGAAUGUGUCCAAGCUUUUAGGGAAAAAGGUGGGCUCUGGUCACUGCAAACAUGCCUGGAUUCAGGAAUCCUUUUGUGAUCGCCUCGGAGCAGUCUCAGAGCAGCCUCAUAGGGAGGAGGUGGAAGGAAGCCAGGAGUCCUCAUGGGAAUAACGUUUCGUGUGACCUAAAAUGGGACCCUCCCUGUGGAGAGGGCAGAGGUGGCUGGCUCCUGCUCCCACACAGGAGUGUCCAGCUCACCUGGAACAGGUCUCCCACCUGUGGUCACCGAUUUCAUGGAGAGCUUGGCCAAAGGUAAGUGUUUGCUUUAAAAAGGAGGAGUUUUUAAUAGGUGAGCUGGUUGUCUGUGUGAGGCUGGGUGAAUCCAGGUGCCCAGCUUGGAGAUUUCUGAACCUCAGCCUGAUCCAAUCCUGUCAGGAACAGUCCUGGGGGUCACUUUUGCCCAGAGUCUGGAGUGGUGAGCCCUGAGGUGCCCUGCAGGAAGGUGCUAGGUCCUGGGCUGUCCUGUAGAGGGACAUCCUGCCACGUCCCUGGGGAUGCAGGGGAGCUUUGGGAAGUGGGGAAGGACCAUGGCCUGCUCUUUUCCAGCUGUACCCAGAGGAAGAGCCAGGAAGCCUCAUGGAAAGGAGCCUUGGCUGCAGGAGGAGGCAGCUCUCCCACCCAGGAAGCAUUUUUGGUGCAGUCAAAACUUGCUACAUUUUCUCCCUGAAAAUGAACUUCCUACCAGGAAGAUCAUGGGGGCAUCUCCUAGUGCUGCCCCCCUUGCAUCUUUAUAGAGCAGGGAGCCUGGCCCUGUGGCUGGAUAUGAGUGUUCCUGGGAAUUACAGGUCCUGGAAUGUCACACUGGUCCGUGGCCUCUGACCCCACCUUUUCUGUUUGUGUGGGUGUUUUUUCCUCACAAAAUCACAAUUACUUCAUUUUCUCCAAUCAAAAGUGUUUCUCCUGCUGUCUGAAAUUGCUCCUUGUUGUCCUAGAAGUCACCUGAUGUUAAGGUGAGGUGGCUGAAGCCAUGGAUAUGAAGGCGGGGAAAGGGAAGAUCCCACAGGAGGGUGUGAAGGCACAGUCUUUCCAAUGGUCCUGGUGUGGUGGGCAUGGAGCCAAACUGUCCAAGGGGCUUUUGGGGCCAGAUCCCAAAAGAUUCCACUUUCUGCUGCAGAGGGAGAGGAUCUGAUGGUUUUUCUUAGGAACAUCCACAGCCAAGACCUUGCUGGACAGCCCCAGGUGUCCCUAUGGCCAGGAGGGACACACACCUGGAAGCUGUUUGGGACAAGGGAGAACCCAAGGAUUCAGCUUUAGGAUGGUGAGGCAGAGAGCACAAGGGGCUCUGCACCUUUGGGGGACAAGGGGAGGGGACAUGGGAGCCCGUGGAGAGAAGCACUCGUCAGGGUCCGUGGGGAGGAGCAGCUGGAGAUGCAGAGAUGUGGAUGGACCGGGGAGUCCCUGGGAAGUGGGAUUUGGGAAAGCCUGGUAUGGCGAAGCACACAGCAGAGGGUCUCUGGUACGGGAGGAGGGAUUUGGCAUUGUUCCUCCUCACUCCUGGCUGGGAUUUGAUUUGGGGUGCGUUCACAGGGGUUUGGGGUGAAUUUCGUUGGGUUGUUUUGGGGUUUUUUUGGGUUUGUUUUGUUUUGUUUUGUUUUGUUUUGUUUUUAUGGCAACUUCCUCCGGAAAGCUGGGAGCCUGUCAGGCAAACCAGAGAGACCCCCGGGGUGGGCAGGCUCUGCCGGGGGGUUCGGGCUGGGCUGAGCCAAGCCCGGGGAGGCGCAGAGACCGCCCAGCUCAUGGCACGGAUGAGCUGCAGCUCCGCCCCGGGCUGGGCUGGGCGAGGGAGCGGAGCCGCUCCCGGUCCCGCACCGCCGGGAAGCAUCCCGGCUCUGGGGGGGACAUCCCGGAUCCCGGGGCUGGGCUCUGGAGCCGCAGGGACCCCCGGGCAGCGGCGGGGGGGCUCUGCCCGGUCCCCGCGGCCGGGAAGCAUCCCGGGGUUGGGGAGUCCCGUGGAUCCCGGGGCUGAGCUCGGGGACCCUCGGGCGGUGCGGGGGGCUCUGCCCGGUCCCCACCGCCGGCCGGGCGGGCCACGGGGGUCGCAGGGCCCCCCCUCCCCCCUGGGAGUGGACACAGCUCGGCGGAUGCCGGGGCCGCCCGGGGGUCCCCGCGCUCCCCGCGGAUCCCUGAGGAUUUGUACCUGUCCAGGCUGUCCCGCUCGCAGGGAGUGUUUGCCAUGGACACUGGGCACGUAAGCAGAUCCCGCUUCAGUGUGGCCUCCAGCCCGCCGCGGUGGGAGAUCGGGCUCUACGCCGCCGGCGCCUUGGCGCUGCUGGGAAUCGCGGCCAUCAACCUGUGGAAGCUCUGGCGCUCCGGGAGCUACCCGGCCCCUUCCCCCUUCCCCAACUAUGACUACCGGUACCUGGAGCAGAAGUACGGAGCGGCGUGCCCGGACAUCAGGAACAAGCGAGGGCUGGCCCCGGGCUCGCAGCGGGCUCCAGGUCGGAGCUCUUCGUCCCGCAAGAGCAGCCUGAGGGCAGAGGACACUUUGGAGAGCAUCCAGGAGCUGGGCAGCCUGGAGCUGAUGGGCAGAGACCUGGGCCUGGCCCACUACGGCCCCCUGCGGAAAUCCAUCUCGGCCGACUCCCUCAACUCCAUCUCGUCCAUCGGGAACAACUUCGGGCAGGAUUUCACGGUGGGGCAGGUGGAGGUGUCCAUGGAGUACGACGGGAGGGCGGCCGCCCUGCACGUGACGCUGCUGCAGGGCAAGGACCUGCUGGAGAAGGAGGAUGCGCGCUUCGAGUCCUGCUUCAUGCGCAUCAGCCUCCUCCCGGCCGAGCAGAUCGUCGGCAUCUCCCGGAUCCAGAGGAGCGCCUACUCCGUGGCCUUUGACGAGCGUUUCUCGGUGCCGCUGGAUCCGGCGGCGCUGGAGGAGAACAGCCUGCGCUUCUCCGUCUUCGGCAUCGACGAGGACGAGCGGAGCGUCAGCACCGGCGUGGCCGAGCUCAAGCUCUCCGACCUGGACCUGGCCACGCGCCCCUUCAACGCCUGGCUCUACCUGCAGGACACCAACAAGGCGGUGGACACGGUGGGGGAGAUCCUGCUCUCCCUGAGUUACCUGCCCACGGCCGAGCGGCUCACGGUGGUGGUGGUCAAAGCCAAGAACCUCGUGUGGAGCAAUGGGAAGGUGACUGCAGAUCCCUUCGUCAAGGUGUACCUGCUGCAGGACGGGAGGAAGAUCAGCAAGAAGAAGACAGCAGUGAAGAGGGGAGACACCAACCCCGUGUUCAACGAGGCCAUGAUCUUCUCUGUGCCGGCCAUCGUGCUCCAGGAGCUGUCCCUGCGUGUGACGGUGGCCGAGAGCGGCGAGGACGGGCGCGGUGACAACACGGGCCACGUGCUCAUCGGGCCCGCGGCCAGCGGCAUGGGCACCACGCACUGGAACCAGAUGCUGGCCACGCUCCGCAAGCCCGUCUCCAUGUGGCACCCGCUCCGCAGGAAUUAG